CUUGUGGUUAUUGUGACAGUUGCGAAGUAGCCUCCGUAGUGAAAAGUCAAAACAUUCUCAACCAAGUAGUUUUUUCACAUUUUCCGGGGUUUUAUCACACUUUUCCACCGCUAAAGUGCAUCCUCACGCAAAGGACUCUAGCCGGAUGCCAGCUGCAGAGCAAACAAUCAACGAUGUCUUCCGAUGCUUUAUCUGCAUGGAAAAGCUCCAGGAGGCACAUCUUUGUCCACAUUGCUCAAAGCUCUGCUGCUAUGUGUGCAUUUCACGCUGGCUGACGGAGCAGCGACGCCAAUGCCCCCACUGUCGGGCUCCCCUUCAUGUGAAUGAGUUAGUAAAUUGCCGGUGGUUUGAAGAAGUUGCCGUUCAAGUGGAGAAUCUCCAGCAGAUCUGCACGAAGAUCAAGGCAAACAGCUUGUGCAAGGACAACGAGCAGGAUCAGUGCCAGACGCACCAUGAGAAGCUCAGUGUAUACUGCUGGACGUGCAAGACGUGCAUUUGCCAUCAGUGCGCCCUUUUCGGUGGCACCCACUCGGGGCACACAUUUAAGCAGCUGGAGCUUGUCUAUGAGACACACAUUGCACAGGUGAAGGAGGAGGUGUCACAGCUGAAGAGUCGUCUCGUGGAAUUGGUGAACUUUGUGCGUGAUGUCGAUCUCAAUAUGGAAGUUGUGUGCUCGUCGAAGGAUGAGAAAGUCAAGGAGAUCCGCAAUGUGGUGGAAUCCAUGAUUGGUCGUUUGGAUCAGCAACUAAAGGGAAAACUGGUGACGUUGAUGCGGCAAAAGAGAUCCCUUACGCAGGAAACGGAGCAAUUAGAGCGUAUCCUGGAGGAGACGGAGCAUCAACUGAACACAUGCUCACGCUCGCAGCUCAUUAUGAAAUCCCCGGAAGUGCUGAAGAUUAUCCAUCAGGUUCGCAUUAAGCCCAUGUCCAGCUACGUAACUGCCCGUAUGUCGGCGGAUUUUACGAGUGAGAUGGUCCCAUCCUUUGACAAAUGUUCCUUCCUCCUUGAGAAUUUCUCAAGUAUGCAACAAAAGGGAGUUCCAGUGUACUCGAAUCCACUCAAAGUCAAUGGCCUGGCGUGGCGCUUGAAGGUUUAUCCUUUUGGGAAUGGCGUUGUUCGUGGGGAGUAUCUAAGUGUCUUCUUAGAGCUCACAACUGGUCAUCCGUUCAGCAAUAAAUAUGAAUAUCGCAUCCAGAUGUUUCAUCCAACAAGUGGCUCCAAACUCAUUUCGCGUGAAUUUGUGUCGGAUUUUGAAAUUGGCGAAUGUUGGGGCUAUAAUCGUUUCUUCCGCCUCGAUAUGCUGGCAUCCGAGGGCUACUGGAGCGCUACAAAUGAUAACCUUCAGCUGCGCUUUGAGGUUCGCCCAUCGACCUACUACCAACGCUGUCGCGAUCAAACGUGGUAUAUAAAUCAACUUCUUCAGCAGCAACAGCAGUAUUUAUUGCAAAUUAAUGAUCUCAAGGAUAAAUUAGAAAAGGAGAGGACAAAGAAGAAGACGGAUUUAUCUCAGAAUGUUGCUCAAAUUGAUUCAGCGUGUCGUGUUGUGUCGGCUGGCAAUGAUUUGUUGGAUUCUCUCUGUAGUGAAGUUAAUCUCUGCAGUGGUGGAAAGUCAAGUCAAGCCACAACGAGUGGAGGACAGAUUAAGGAAGACGGAGCUCAGGAGUCAGCAACAUCGCCAGAUUCAUCAAUGGACACCAACGAUAAAAUAUUUUCGGAGAUCCUGAAGUGUCUGAAUGGGGCUGAGAGUACAUCUCUCACUGCAUCCGGUUCAUCCAGUGUCAUCAAUCAGCAACCCAGUGCCAUUGACAGUGAAGUAAAAUCAUCAAGUACCGCAGCAUCGCCAACGAGAAAAGCCCCGCCAUUGCCCAUUUCUCUCUCAUCCCCGAGUCUCUUUGAGAGAACAUACUCAGUGAGUUCGGAGUCAGAAGAUGAACCUGCUUCCCUCAAUGAGGCAGCGGGUGAAGUGAAGGAAACGAAAAAAAUUCAAAUAAAUAUAUCGGAAGAUUCGAGUUCAAUUGAUGAGAAUGACGUGGAUGAGGAGCCCAUUUCGGGGGAGAAUGAUGUGGAAUAUGCAGAAUUUUCUAUGAAUGUCUUUGCACCUAUAUCCCAGGGAGCUGCUGCUGCCAAGGGAACAACCGUCAAUAGCUCAACACUAGAUGAUGAACUUAUACUCCUUUCACUCUUUGAUGAUUCAUCAUCAGGGAGAUCGCUCGAGAAUGGAUCAUCCACAAGUCAGUCGACAACAAGAACUUCAUACAGACAACCCAUUACAUCAGCCAGUGUUCUAGAGACACUUCUGGAGCCACCGAAGAUGAGUUCUGGCCCAUUGGUUAGCAAUUUAGCCAUGAAUAUUCAGUCAAAUGAUCCAGCUCUAAGUGAAUCAGAUGCCAUACGUCGUAUCCGUCGAACGCAUCACAAUUCCGGGGCGGGUCACUCCGGUGAUGGAGCACGCGGGGAUGAUUUCUAUUCAAAUGAUGCAAAAAUGAAAAAGUACAAUUUUCACCAACUUGUGCGUCGCAUUCGCAAUGGGGAUUUAACAAAUUACGAACCAGGAAAUGAUGGUGGAUCUCCUAAGGGAGGAAUUUCCACUGUGAAUGACCAUCGAGACACACCGGUUACCACCUUUCGGGGUUUACUGCGAAAGCUACCAAAUUGCUCAGACAGAGCUUAUCCGGUGGGAAGUGCCUCAGCAGCACGAUACUACAGCAGCAAGUUAAAUCCAAAGGGUGGGAAGUUGGUGGGGGAUUGUGGUAAAUCGGGUACAUCAUCAACUUCCAAUCGUUUCCCCGUUAAUGGUGAUGGUAAUUGCUUUGGGCGUGAAAAUGGUUUGGAGGACCUCAAGUCAUCAUUUGGAGCAUGUGGAGUACUUUCGUCUGGUGGUGGUGGUAGCAGCAGUGGUGGAGGAGGCACCUCAAUGGGUGAUACAAAAGUGCCAAAUAUGUCCUUUUCCGUGGAGUUCCUCUCACCACGUCCGAGUACGUCAACAUUUGCCGGGGCAAUUAAGCGUAAGCCAUCGAAUAAGCCACGAAAUUUACCGCAUGCCAUCAAAUAUCGUGAUGAUGCGUCCACGUCAUCCAGAACAAAUGGGAAUAGAAAUUGGAAUUCAACGGAUCUUCGGGAUAUUACUCCUGUGGAUAGGGAUCCAUUCUUUCAGGCCAUUGAUAGGCUCAACUUUGAGAUAGAAGACAACGACAUGAUGCCCUUGUCGCAAGCUCCUUCGCAGGAUAUCCCUCGUGGACAUGAGGAAGGAAGCCCACAUACUGCCACACUUCAGAAGCGUAGAAGGUCAGUGGACAGACCAAAUUCAUCUUAAAACAUAAAUCAAGGAAGUAAAUCGUUGGAAGAUGUCUUCACGACUUAAUUAUAAAUGUAACUCAUAAAAAAGAAAUAUUCAUAAAAGGAAAAAAAAAUGUAAGUUUAAAAAAUUCUUAAAUGAGAUUUGAACGGAUUUAUUGUAUAGUUUACUGUUUUUU
Molecule: messenger RNA, 3473 nt
Organism: Lutzomyia longipalpis
Lineage: Eukaryota; Metazoa; Arthropoda; Insecta; Diptera; Psychodidae
Product: E3 ubiquitin-protein ligase TRIM37-like
Exons: 7
Coding region: 146-3313 (1055 amino acids)
Biological process (GO): negative regulation of centriole replication; protein autoubiquitination
Cellular component (GO): peroxisome; aggresome
Molecular function (GO): ubiquitin protein ligase activity; tumor necrosis factor receptor binding; ubiquitin protein ligase binding
Source: RefSeq, a predicted model, not a curated record